Molecule: messenger RNA, 495 nt
Organism: Zygosaccharomyces rouxii
Lineage: Eukaryota; Fungi; Ascomycota; Saccharomycetes; Saccharomycetales; Saccharomycetaceae
Gene: YPI1
Product: type 1 protein phosphatase-activating protein YPI1
Exons: 1
Coding region: 1-495 (164 amino acids)
Cellular component (GO): nucleus
Molecular function (GO): protein phosphatase 1 binding; protein serine/threonine phosphatase inhibitor activity
Source: RefSeq, a predicted model, not a curated record
AUGAAUGGUGAUAGACGAGAUCAGCAGUGUAGGUCGAUACAGACACAGACACAGACACAGACACAGACAGUUAAUGUGGAAAGUGGGCCUCCAUUGUUACAGUUGAGAGCUUCUCAUGAACAGCAGCAGCGAGUACAGCGAGGGUCGGAAACCAGUAGAGGAAACUCGUCUAGACCUAGCGUUAGGUGGGAAAGUGAUGUAAUUGAUAAUGAAAAUAUGAACAAGAAAAAAACCAAGAUUUGUUGUAUCUUUCACCCACAAGAGGAACCCGAUGAAGAAUGUGAAUGCCCUUCUGACCACGAAGAACCUUCUCAACCUUCUUCUUCUUCAUCAUCCUCCUCGGAAUCUGAUGAAGAUAGAGGUUUGAACUUUGAAGAAAGAAGGGCUAGAAGGGUGGCUAGGCGUCAUCGUAAGCUCAAUCAGAAGAGAUCUGAAAGUCCAAAUGCAUAUGAGGUUCAGCCGGAUUAUACAAAGCAUCAAGCUCAUAAUCACUGA